Molecule: messenger RNA, 879 nt
Organism: Cottoperca gobio
Lineage: Eukaryota; Metazoa; Chordata; Actinopteri; Perciformes; Bovichtidae
Product: methyltransferase-like 26 B
Exons: 8
Coding region: 172-789 (205 amino acids)
Source: RefSeq, a predicted model, not a curated record
GAGCCGAUGAGGGACAUAAGAGAACGCUGAUCACAAGGGAGGAGCACAGAGGGAAUCCUCUUAACCAGGUAAUCUCUGUACCCAUCUGCUGUCACAGUCGUACACCACACAUAGCCUCCACCAAUAUGCCAUUUCCCAGCUACUCUCGGUCAACCAGCACAAGUUAAGACCAUGCUGCUGUCUCCCCUGGCAGAGAGGAAUUGGGAGGAUCUGUGUUUGGUGGUUGACGAUGCGCUGGAUGACCAGUCCCACAGGCAGCUGUUCGCCUUAGAGUUGGGUUCUGGAACUGGGCAGCAUGUCAUACGCUUUGCCCAGAAGAUGCCCUUUGUAACCUGGCUGCCAUCAGACAUCAAAGAAGAGUCUCGGGACAGUAUUAAGGCAUACAUUGCUGCAACCCAUGUAAAGAAUGUGCUGCAGCCCGUCCACCUGGAUGCCAGCGAGCCGUGGGAGAAAUGGGCAGGCCUUCCAAGCAACUCCUGUGAUGUCAUUGUUGCCAUCAACUUACUGCAAUACAGCUCCUUCAAAACAGCACAGGGUGUUUUCAAUGGAGCAGGCCAGAUCCUCCGACAAAAUGCUAUUUUGAUCACAUAUGGGGUGUAUGCUAUUAAUGGCACCAUUACACCAAGUUGUAACGAACACCUGGAUGCAGAGAUCCGACAAAUGAAUCCAGAGUGGGGUCUUCCAGAUAUCGAUGUGCUGAGACAGCUGGCCUAUGGGCAAGGGAUGCGUAUGGAGAGGAUGAUUGAGAUGGAAGAAUACUACAAAUGCCUCAUCUUCAGAAAAUUAUAAAGAACCUUUUCUGUCUGCACAAGUUAUAUGUUAAAGAACAUUCUUAUCAUGCGACUCAUCAAUGUAAUGCGAUGGCCUUCAGCCCUCUUA